This is a messenger RNA of Klebsormidium nitens, 2767 nucleotides long. Lineage: Eukaryota; Viridiplantae; Streptophyta; Klebsormidiophyceae; Klebsormidiales; Klebsormidiaceae. The record is from the annotation of a GenBank genome assembly.
UGCGAAGACAGGCUCAAGCAACAGCUUCAACUGCGAAGACCUGUCCGAGCAGCAGUGCAGCUCUUCCAGUUUCCUUGCGCGCGUCGGGGUCUUCAGGAGGCGCCAGGGAUGGGCAUGGAUUAGUCUGUCAACCCAUUUCAGGAGCCGCCUGCAUGGCGCCUCCGAAUCCGCUUCCCGUGAUCCUGACAGUGGGCAAGGUAGCGGUUGGCCUCUGGGGAGCUGCCACGGUCUUGAAUGCCUUAGCAUACAAGCAGUUCAUUGCAAGGAAGGACUUUGCUCCGCUCGAUGACCCCUUUGAGGAUCCGGGCGACCCGGACACAGUGUUGGCGCAGUUUGCAGUAGACAAGCCGAUUGCCUCAGAUGGCAGUGGAGAGGGGUUCUUCUUUGGUCUCGCCACGGCGCCUGCCCAUGUGGAGGAUGAGCUGGACGAUGCGUGGCUCGAGUUUGCGGAGGAGAGCGUGCCCGAGAAGGAGAUGGUGCAGUACGGCACGAGCGACAACAUGGAGGAGCACGGGCCGGGGGGCAGCAACAUUGAGGGGGAGAGCGAGGCGCGCAGCAAGGGCUUGAGCAGCAGCGAUGGCGCACACGCCACGUUGGCCAAGGAGGAUGGCAAUUCAAGCAAGCAGCCCAACGGGGUGGCCGCAGAGGAUAAUGAGGAUAACCUGCCCAUUGGACAGGGCCUCAAAGGGCUGACCGCCGAUGGCGAGGCUCUUGCGGUGGCGGCCUUCCACAACGUGCCCAAGCCGGAGCAGCGCCUCAAGUUCUGGUCGGAGCCAGACACCGAGCUGCAGCUGGCUGCAGGGGCCAAUGUCUCCGUGUUCCGCAUGGGGAUUGAUUGGGGCCGGAUUGUCCCGGACGAGCCUGCAGAGGGGACCGCUCAAGUGUUUGACAAGAAGGCCGUGGCGCACUACCGGUGGAUCCUGCGGCGCGUGCGGCACUACAAGAUGAAGGUCAUGCUCACGCUCUUCCACCACUCCCUCCCCAAGUGGGCCACCAACUACGGAGGAUGGACCAAUCACCGCACCGUCGACUACUUUGUCGAGUUCACCCAUUUGGCGGUGGAGGCGUUUGGCGACCUGGUGGACUACUGGAUGACAUUCAACGAGCCGCACGUGUUUGUGGGCUUGACCUACUGCGGCGCCAGCUGGCCGGGGGGCACCCCGCCCGGCGUGAUUGAGACGCUGAUGCUGUCCACGCCGUGGGGCCGCUUCCAGAAAGCGAUGCGCUACAUGGCGGAGGCGCACAUCAAAGCGUACGACAUCAUCCACAAGGAUGAUGAAACCCCAGGGGGCCCGGUGCACGCGGCGCGGGGCGCGCCGCAGGUGGGCAUUGCGCACCACGUGUCGUUCAUGCGGCCGUACGGGCUCAAGGACGUGGGCCCCGUGGUGGCGUCCAACGCCAUGACGCGCUUCAACUGGGUGGACAAGGUCUGCCACAAGCUCGACUACAUCGGGAUCAACUACUACGGCCAGGAGGUGCUGUCGGCCCCCGGGCUGAAGCUGGUGCCCGACAUCGAGUACAGCGAGGCCGGCCGCGGCGUCUACCCCGACGGCAUGUACCGCAUGCUGUUGCAGUUCCACGAGCGCUACAAGCACCUCAAGAUCCGGUACAUCAUCGCCGAGAACGGCAUCGCCGACGAGACGGACGUCAUCCGGCGGCCGUACAUGAUCGAGCACUUGCUCGCCAUCAAGGCCGCCAUUCACGACGGCGUGCCCAUUGACGGCUACUUCCACUGGACGCUGUCGGACAACUGGGAGUGGGCCGACGGCUACGGCCCCAAGUUCGGCCUGGUGGCUGUGGACCGCGAGAACGACCUUAAGCGCACCCCGCGCCCGUCGUACCACCUGUACGGCCAGAUUGCCAAGACGGGCACGGUGACGCAGGGCAUGCGCGAGCAGGCGUGGAAUGAGCUGCUGCAGGCGGCGGACGAAGGCAAGACGCGCAAGUUCUGCCGCGAGGUCGACGGCUGGGGGCUCAUGUAUGCAGGUGGUUUGGACUGCCCAACGGAGCGUGCAUAUGUAACGCGCGAUUGGCGCUUUGCACAUUAUGAGUACGAGGGCCUACAGGACCCAGUGUCGCGCUUCACGCGAUUCUUGGGUAGCAAGCUGCCCUUCCGGCGUGCUGACCCCGCACGCCCCGCAGCCGACCUGCCAAAAAACGGGUAGCUCCACAAGCUGUCGGUAGGAGCGCCGACAGCAUCCGGAUAGCCGGCCGCCCAGGGCUGCACCUGCGGGUUGCUCAGCCUAGCAAGCGGCAUUUGCAACAGCAAGUAGGCUAUCCGACUGUGCGCGUUGCAACCUUGAGAGUUGCAAUCACUUGUGGAGGGCCCUAGCGCAAAGCUCCGAACAACUCACAUAGCAUCGUGACUUGCCAAAAAAUUGGUUUAGCAUUGACUGUCAUUAGCAUCGAGACAUGAGACUCCUAGGUUGAAGAAUUAUUAUGCUAAAAGACGGUAGUGUGAGCCAGCUCAUGUGCAUUUUGGAAUUGUGUUGUUGAAGGCUCUUGUACACACGUGCAUCUGAUUUGUGCAAAGUAGGGCCGGACCGUUUCCAACUAUUUAGACCCUCUAGUGCAGCUAUAUUGUUGCAUGCUUGCUUGAUUGCACUUCAGCUGGGCAAAACCAAGGAUGUGUUUCCAACAAAAAAAACGAUUAAAACGGCAAGGACAACCUUCUGUGUUGCACGCAUCCUCAACCGAGUCAUCUACAACCCAGGAAAGAUUGAUCAGGUUUUGUUGACAGAAGUGUGUCCGAAUUAUGUUAUCUCGG